AUGUCAACUGUUUUCAAAACAACGCUCGGGCCUAUUUUAAGUUUAGGCAAGAUUUUAGGAUUAAUUAAUAUUUCACAUAUUUUGGAAUCUGAUGGAUUACUAAUUAAAAAUAUAAAUUCACAGUAUUAUACAUUUCUUGAAGUUUCAAGAAUGAUCGUGUUGAUAAUAUGUACAUACAUUGUUCAUACAAAUACAUUUUAUUACAUAAUUGAAUUUCGAUUAGUUAAAUUUUGGUUCGUAGUUAUUACAGGAAGGUUAUCAGAAAAAUGGACGAUAAAGUUGAUUAAUAGCAUCAUAGAAUUUGAUGAAAAUAUUUCAUUACUCUCACCUGCAGUAAUAUUGAAUGAACGCAAAUGGUUUCUAAGUAAAACGAAUUGGAAUUAUAUUUUAAUUUCAUUUUUCGUAUAUUUUAUUGGAUUUGAAGUUUAUGCUGUUUACAUAUGGCCACCGAAGGAUGUCAACAUUUACAUUAUUAUCGUAUACUUUUUUGGUGUACCAUAUAUUACCGAUUAUGUGGUUUUUAUAACAGUAUUUUUUUAUCUCGUCAACAUCGCAUAUAGAUUUCAAACAAUAAAUAAUUAUUGGAAAUUCCUUCCGGCUGGGCUAGUCGCUACUUCCAGUGAAUGGGCUCAUCAUGAAAUAGUUAUGUUGAUAGAAAACAUUAGAAUGUUACACGCUAAACUAUCUGAAAUUUUAAAAAUAUUCAAUUUGGGUUACGGUUUAUUGCUUUUGCACUUCUUUGUAUUCAAUUUUAUUGAUAUGAUGUAUUUAUUUUAUACAAUGAUUAAACAUGAAUUUCUAUCACCAAAUGUUAGUUUUAUUGAAGGUAUUAUACAUAAUUUACCAUUAUACAUUUUUAAAUUACAAAUAGUAAUUUCUAUUAUGUUAAUCAUCGUUGCAACCUCUUGGAUAAAAGAAAAGAAAAAUAAAAUCGUAUCAUAUUUACGAUUAAUUCAGAUUUCAAAUUUACCCGUUGACAUUAAAAUUCAAAUUAAAAUGUUUAUGGUUCAAAUAUCAAAUUCGGAAUUGGAUGAAAUAUCUGCAUUUGGAUUUUUUAACAUAAAUAUGAAUCUAGUAGUAUCAAUGCUUGUAUUACUAAUGACUGGAAUAACAACAUUAAUACAGAUGAAAAAUCAUCCCAUUAUUUCAGAAAUGUUAAAUAAUACUGUUUGGUAUCGUAAAAACUGGGUAAGAAACUAG
Rhopalosiphum maidis (corn leaf aphid) is the source of this 1200-nucleotide messenger RNA. RefSeq lists its product as uncharacterized. Gene Ontology annotation, cellular component: membrane. NCBI's taxonomy places the organism in Eukaryota, Metazoa, Arthropoda, Insecta, Hemiptera, Aphididae. Gene Ontology annotation, biological process: sensory perception of taste. The transcript is spliced from 5 exons. The record is from RefSeq and is a predicted model, not a curated record. The coding region runs from base 1 to 1200 and encodes 399 amino acids.